Molecule: messenger RNA, 2415 nt
Organism: Cololabis saira (Pacific saury)
Lineage: Eukaryota; Metazoa; Chordata; Actinopteri; Beloniformes; Belonidae
Gene: cdc73
Product: cell division cycle 73, Paf1/RNA polymerase II complex component, homolog (S. cerevisiae)
Exons: 17
Coding region: 25-1617 (530 amino acids)
Biological process (GO): positive regulation of transcription elongation by RNA polymerase II; transcription elongation by RNA polymerase II
Cellular component (GO): Cdc73/Paf1 complex
Molecular function (GO): RNA polymerase II complex binding
Source: RefSeq, a predicted model, not a curated record
GCCACUGCUGGAAGGCGGGGGAAGAUGGCGGACGUGCUGAGCGUUCUCCGGCAGUACAACAUCCAGAAAAAAGAAAUCGUCGCUAAAGGAGACGAAGUCAUAUUCGGGGAGUUCUCCUGGCCGAAAAAUGUCAAGACCAACUACAUAAUCUGGGGUACUGGUAAAGAGGGGCAGCCAAAGGAAUACUACACUUUGGACUCUAUCUUGUUUUUGCUCAACAAUGUGCACCUGCCGCAUCCAUCCUACGUGCGAAGAGCUGCAACUGAGAAAAUCCCUGUCGUCAGACGACCUGAUCGAAAGGGCUUGCUGUCAUACCUCAAUGGCGAAAGUUCUACAUCAACCAGCAUCGACAGAAGUGCGCCCAUAGAAAUAGGUUUGCAAAGGCCAACACAAGUUAAAAGAGCAGCCGACGAGGUAUCUUCUGAAGCCAAAAAACCAAGAGUUGAAGAUGAAGAACGAGUGCGUCUGGACAAGGAGCGCCUCGCUGCCCGUCUGGAGGGCCACAAAGAGGGCAUCGUGCAGACUGAUCAGAUCAGAUCCCUGUCUGAGGCCAUGUCGGUGGAGAAGAUCGCAGCCAUCAAGGCCAAGAUUAUGGCCAAGAAACGUUCAACCAUCAAGACAGAUUUGGACGAUGACAUAACCCUGAAGCAGAGAAGCUUCGUGGACGCCGAGGUGGAUGUCACCAGGGAUAUUGUUAGCCGCGAGAGGGUCUGGAGGACCAGGACAACCAUUCUCCAGAGCACCGGGAAGAACUUCUCGAAAAACAUCUUUGCCAUCCUUCAGUCAGUGAAAGCCAGAGAAGAAGGACGAGCGCCGGAGCAGAGACCAGCACAGAACACGACCCAAGUGGAUCCGUCCUUGAGGAACAAGCAGCCGGGCCCAGCACCCUACAACAGAUACAUUCAGGAGCAGUUCAAAGGAAAAGAGGAAACGGAGGGUUUCAAAAUUGAUACCAUGGGGACGUACCACGGUAUGACCCUGAAGUCAGUGACGGAAGGAGCAUCAGCUCGGAAGGCCCAGACUCUAGCCCUGCAGCCGGUGCCGCGUCCAGUUUCACAAGCCAGACCUCCACCAAAUCAGAAGAAAGGGUCUCGGACCCCCAUCAUCAUCAUCCCCGCUGCCACCACCUCACUCAUCACGAUGCUCAAUGCCAAGGAUCUCCUGCAGGAUCUGAAGUUGGUUACCUCGGAGGACAAGAAGAAGCAGGGCAUCCCGCGCGACAACGAGGUUCUGCUUCAGAGGCGCAAAGACCAGAUCCAGCCGGGCGGCGCGACGCUGAGCGUUACGGUCCCCUACCGGGUCAUCGAUCAGCCGCUGAAACUGGCUCCACAGGACUGGGAUCGAGUGGUGGCCGUGUUCGUGCAGGGACCUGCCUGGCAGUUCAAAGGCUGGCCCUGGCUGCUGCCCGACGGAUCUCCUGUCGACAUCUUUGCCAAAAUCCGAGCUUUUCAUUUGAAGUACGAUGAGGCAAAGACGGAUCCCAACGUCGGGAAGUGGGACGUGACGGUCCUGGAGGUGAGCCGCCACAGACGCCACCUGGACCGGCCCGUCUUCCUGCGCUUCUGGGAAACCCUGGACAGAUACAUGGUCAAGCACAAAUCUCACCUCAGGUUCUGAGCACAGAUCACGGCUCAUCGGUGAAAAUCCCACCAUUGAUUCUGCAGCCUUCCAGCUCUUCUCGGUCCAAACUGCCCCCGAGCCGCCGCGCCGUCCCCCUCACGCCCUACCACGCCCUACCACGCCCCCCCGACUCGCCCCGGAUGAGGAAGAGGGCGCCAGCAGCUCCUCCGGUCAACUUCCCCGAGGACUCCUUAUGCCACGUGCUGGAUUUGUUGCUCCGGACAUUGAGAUUUAGAAAUGUUGUGCUUUUAGUUCGACUUGUUUUCUAAUGUUUUCAGAUUGUUAAACAGAAAAACCAAAUGUUUGAUAUUUAAAAACAAAAAAAACAAAACAAAAAGCAGCAGACGGAGGAGGCGGUGGAGACGUGAAGCAGCGCGGCGUCGGAGGAAGCAUCAUAAUCUCAGUUGUCAAGAGAAAGUUUUGUCAUUUUUACUUAAACCGUUGAGAUUCAGAUAGAUGUAACAUUAACUCUCACAAAUCAAAGCAACCACUGGGUUUAAGGAAAGAGACUUUAUUCCAAUUUUUGUUUAGCUUGUUUGUGAUCUGUGUGUGUAUAUAAUAAACCGCGUUAAGAGCCAGACGGCUGCUCUGCCGCGGCUCGGUGAACUAUCUCAAUCCAGCAGUCGCAUCCCAGUUGACGUGUCGGACGGAUCGGAGCAUCGCUUGGUCGCAAUGAAAUCCUAUUUUUUUUCUUCUUUGUUGUGAUAGAUGAGAAAUGGUGGAAAGUGUUGCUUUAAAUCAUCACAUGAAAAUGGACAAUAAAGCCUGAGAAAAAAGUCUUGUUGUCUGUGGAUG